Messenger RNA from Urocitellus parryii (Arctic ground squirrel), 4950 nucleotides. NCBI's taxonomy places the organism in Eukaryota, Metazoa, Chordata, Mammalia, Rodentia, Sciuridae. The record is from RefSeq and is a predicted model, not a curated record.
UGUGAUGCUUUAUGUAUUUUCUGUUCAGGUUUAAGAGCAGGACUAGCUGCUUCAAUUGCUGGGAGUUCCAUUAUCAACAAAAUGUUACUAGCAAAUAUCGAUCCUUUUGGUGCAACGCCAUUUAUUGACCCAGAUCUAGAUUCAGUAGAUGGAUAUUCAGAAAAAUGUGUCAUGAACAAUUACUUUGGGAUUGGAUUGGAUGCAAAAAUUUCAUUAGAAUUUAAUAACAAGAGAGAGGAGCACCCUGAAAAAUACAGGAGCCGAACUAAAAACUUGAUGUGGUAUGGAGUCCUUGGGACCCGGGAAUUAUUACAGAGAUCAUACAAGAAUUUAGAACAAAGAGUUCAACUUGAGUGCGAUGGGCAGUAUAUUCCUCUCCCCAGUUUGCAAGGCAUAGCAGUGUUAAACAUCCCUAGCUAUGCAGGAGGCACUAACUUCUGGGGUGGAACCAAAGAGGAUGAUAUAUUUACUGCACCAUCAUUUGAUGACAAGAUCUUGGAAGUCGUUGCAAUAUUUGACAGCAUGCAAAUGGCAGUUUCAAGGGUCAUUAAGCUGCAGCAUCAUCGAAUAGCCCAGUGCCGCACAGUAAAAAUCACCAUAUUUGGUGAUGAGGGAGUCCCAGUGCAGGUGGAUGGUGAAGCAUGGGUCCAGCCUCCAGGGAUUAUCAAAAUUGUGCACAAAAACAGAGCUCAGAUGCUAACAAGGGACAGAGCCUUUGAAAGCACUCUAAAAUCUUGGGAAGAUAAACAGAAGUGUGACACUGGUAAGACAGUUCUUCGAACCCAUUUGUUCAUCCAACACGCCGUUGACCUGGCAACAGAAGAAGUGUCGCAGAUGCAGCUGUGCUCCCAGGCUGCAGAAGAGCUUAUUACUAGGAUUUGUGAUGCAGCCACAAUUCACUGUCUUCUGGAACAAGAACUGGCCCAUGCGGUGAAUGCAUGCUCACAUGCACUGAAUAAAGCCAACCCAAGGUGCCCGGAGAAUCUUACAAGAGAUACUGCCACUGAAAUAGCCAUCAAUGUGAAGGCGUUGUAUAAUGAAACAGAAUCUUUGCUAGUUGGGAGGGUUCCUUUGCAGUUGGAAUCUCCACAUGAAGAACGGGUGGCUAGUGCCUUACAUUCUGUGGAGGUGGAGUUACAGAAAUUAACAGAGAUCCCCUGGCUUUAUUACAUCUUACACCCCAAUGAAGAGGAGGAGCCUCCAAUGGAUUGCACCAAAAGGAACAACAGAAGCACAGUAUUUCGUAUAGUGCCAAAGUUUAAAAAGGAAAAAGUUCAAAAGCAGAAGACAAGUACUCAGCCUGUUCAGAAAUGGGGCACUGAGGAAGUUGCUGCUUGGCUGGAUCUGCUCAAUUUGGGAGAGUACAAAGAAAUCUUCAUCCGUCAUGACAUCAGAGGGGCUGAACUUUUGCAUCUGGAAAGGCGAGAUCUUAAGGACCUGGGGAUACCGAAAGUGGGCCAUGUGAAGCGAAUUCUGCAGGGAAUUAAAGAGCUUGGAAGGAGCACUUCCCAGUCUGAGGUGUAAUACUGGUGCUAUUCCUUGGAAGAGAAGUAAUUGCUACUCAAUACAAAGUUCUUGGAAGCAAUUGGCUGUUCUUGUAGUUUUCUGCAUAGAUAAGUAAGCACCACUGAAGCACCUCUAUGGCUUGAUAUUUUAUUAUGGGUGAAAUUUUUGAUUUGAGGUUUUAGAAAAUAUUUUUGUGCCAAAAAUACAUUCCAUAAAGCCAUUUUCUUAUUGUGCAAACCUGAUAUGUUCAAAUAUGCUCAUAGUUGGAAAAAAGUAGGAGGCAUCCGAGAUAACUGCAUUGUCUAAAAGUGGAAUUGCUACUCACUUACUUUCCUUAGAUCUGGUCUGAUAGAGGGUUCUUACUGUGCAAUCACAUAAAGGUGUGUGACUAAAACUUCUUGGGUUUCAUUGUUGGAGGAAUUGGCUUCUUUCUUCAAAUCAUUGGUUAGGAGACAAAGAUAUACAUUAAGUUGUGGUUUGAAUGUUAGAUUGGUAUUACCAUAGGUUCAAAGCAUUCACUGGUCAAAGAAUAUGGUUAAACCAACCUAUCAAAUACUACAAAUAAUGCAGAUCUUAAUGCACGGAGUUCCUGCCUGGAUUGUCUUUCUUUUUCUUGCAUGUCAUAUUGUAACACUUUGGUAGCCUUAAUCUCAGUUUUAGUGGAAUUUGAUUUAUGACUACCCAAGUACCUUUUUGUUGGUUAAGGGACUGAACUUUUCUGUUCUAUAACGUGGAAUUUUAUAUAAAUAUUCUAUACCUAAGAUUUUGUGAACAUGUGUCUGUGCCAUAAUCAACAAAUGAUAUACAUCUUAUGCAAGCCAAUUUUAUUUUAACUUAUCAUACAUAAACCAUAGGUAUGCACAUUCAGAAAAUUGUCUGGAUAUUUUUAUAAACUUACAUGCUGUUAUCUAACAGAACUUAUUACAACUUUCCAAAGCAAAAUUUCCACAUUUUGUUCCUAUUUUUCAUUUCAUUUUAAUAAUCAUCUAAUAUUUUGUUUGAAUUUAUAACAGACUGUUGACAUCUAGGAAUUCUGCAAGGUCUCAACUGAAAUUUUUAUACUGAUURGUCACCCAGACUCACCCACUAGUUACAGUGACUUCUGACAUGAACUUCCCAACAGAAGAAAUUUAAAUUCUUAAGGGCUUUCUUCUUAUUAUUAAUAAUAAUUAUUAUUAUUAUUUCACAUAAUUCUUAUAACCUAUCAGGUUGAUUUUCUUUCCCUUUUUCUAAACCACUAUACAUUAGAGUUGCUCAUUAGAAGUCAACAUUACAGUUAUCAAAUAUUUGAAAGCCAAAGGCAUACAUAUCAAGAAGCCACAAAAAUAUUCUUAAAUAAACUUUCUUUAGCCAUUAUAAUGCCAAGAAAUUAAUUAUACUAUUUUUAAUGUUCUAUGUAAGAAAAAUAAACAGGGUACUGACCCAGUGUGACAGUUUUCAUAAAGUAACCUGGGAGGUGCUCAAUAGCUAUACAUGCACACUAGUGUACAUAUACACAUAUUUGUGUAUAUAYACCUACACACAUAUACAUAUUAUCUUGAGACAUAGUAUCAUUGGUAUUUUCUAGACAAUAUUCCCCAGUGUUUUAAGAGAAAUAGUGAUCGAGGAGUAUUUAAAGUGAACUAUUGACAGACAUACAAUUUACCUCAAAGGAACUUAAUUAUGUGAUAGUUUGUUCUUAUUUAUAACUUGGGUAUUUAACUGGUAGUAAAGUCACAAAAUUUGGAUAUCUUAGAAAUAAAAAAAAUGGGAGGGCUGGGAACAUAACUCAGUGGUAGAGCACUUACUUGCCUAGCAUGUGUCAGGCUGCAGGCUCAAUCCCCAUCACUGYAAAUAAAUAAAUAAACCCAAUGGGUCCCAUGUCUGACUUUUUACCUAAGUUGUGGACAAAUGGAAAUUUUCCAAAGGGAAUUUAUGUCAAGUAGUUUAAAGGGGUGGUUAAAUUUUAAUUUUAUCCACUCCUGUGAAGCCAGGGGUCUCCUUUUCCAGUCUUCUUUGUAGUCCCCACCCUAUAUGUUGUCCCUGCUCCAUGUGCUUCCUCCCUUUGAAACUAAAAUACCAGGUGCCAGAUCCCAGAACUCUCUUGAGACCCUGAUCCUGGUCCAGGUCUCAAGAAAGGAGGGGUGAGAGGAACUCUAGUAUUAAGACAGUGCUAAUAUAAAAUAUAAAAAUCUUUAUUGAUCCCCUCUCAAAAAAAUGAAUACCUCUUUGCUAAUAGAAAAGAUUUAUAAGCUAUUACAUGUUCUGAAUUUGAGUAUGAUGUAAAGGAUUGAAAUUUUUCUUGUUGUUUGACCAUUUUGCUUAGGUAACAUCUUUUAAUUUCUUUAAAAUCUCAGUUACUAGAAUCUUUAACUAGAAUUUUUCUGCAAAUGGCUCUUGGAUGAGGGAAAUCCUUUAGAAUGACAAUUUGGAUUUUUUAUUUAUUUAUUUUUUUGUUGUUAAAUGAUAGCUAUUUUCCCUGUAAGGUCGGUCUGCUUGUCUGCAUAUGUCUGUGCAGGACUCAGAUGACUUCACUGACACCUGUCACCAGCAUGGCACCGUCAGAGCCUCCUGUCAGCAUCACAGAGAAACCAUCUUCUUAUCCUAGUUGGGGUUUACAAACCAUCAAGUGGGAAUUGCUUCUCCCUGGCAUGGGAUCACAGCCUGGGAUCACAGCCUGCAGAUGGCUUCUCUGCUUAGAUCCAUGCACACGCUUACGUUGAGAAGCUCACCCGGGCACUGAUUGCAGCUGUAGCUGUCACUGCUCCUCCUCAUAGGUUCUCCCACKCCUGGAUAAUUAGGGCGUAGGUGGGAGAAUCACAGCCCAAAKCUACUUUCCCUGACUUUUACUUUCCCUGAGGAAAAUUGCUUUUCAAAAAGGAAAGGGACAGGGUCARUCCUAAGUAAAAUUCCAGACUUCUCAGUAUUCCCCAUUCAUUGUCUCUCCACCUCCCUUUCUCAGUUUCUUUCCUACUUUCUGGCUUUGCAUUUUCCCAUGCCUAACAUAGUAAUGGCUGCUCAAAGUCUCACUGCCUUCCCACCAUCCUUUGCCAGUCAGUUGCCCUGUGUAAAAUGUUCUCUUUUCUCUCAUCACCAUAGCAGAGUUUUCUUCUCAAUCCUUAUUCUUAACCCUGUUCUAGAUGGGGUCUUCCUACCUAAUGGGUUUAUCUGGGUAACUAAGGUGGAGCAUAGGAGAUUGGCUAAGCAGCACAGCUGAACUUUCUCCAGUCCCUCACUGUACUGUAAGCCAGUAGCAAUCCAUCUGCUUAGUUUCUUGCCCCUGUGGCAUGUUUGUUUAUUCAUGACAAGUCACAAGGGACAUUUCAGAAGACUAUGUACUGAGAUAAGUAAAGAUUACUGAUCACUGUCCUUCAACUUGUUCAUUUUCAUUUUCUCUUAUCAUUAGAUUACCCUGUUGCCAUAGUGCAUGCUUGAAGACACAUAGCACACACAUUAAAUGAAUCA